AGUUGAAACUUGAAUUGGCGAGGCGGGGCGGAGAGAGUGAGAAUGGAAGAGAAAGAUGAAGAUGAAGUGGUGUCAUGUUCUUCUUCUUCCGAUGAGGAAUACGAAGAAUGUUCCUCUCCGGCGGACGACCAACGCAAAUCGCAGAAUGUGGAUGCUCUCCUCAGGGGCAACCUCAUAGUUAAGAGGCAGUCACUGCUACCUCGAGUUCUAUCAGUGGGAGGAGCAGGUGCUUGUAGAAAGCCCUUUAAACCUCCGUCGUCCAAUCACACUUACGAUAAUGAUAAUGCGCUUACCCGUCGCCUUUCCGCCCGCAAGAGGUUUGUCCCUUGGGGUUCUUCUACUUGUUCACUCCGACCCCCUCUCUUGGACUUGAACGCAAAUGAAAAUGCAAGCUCCUUUCACCUUGCCGACGACCAGCCUCACCACAAAAUCGAACUUCCUUUGCCCCCUGGGAUUGAUCCUCUCAUACUCUGGCGCCCCCUCGACGAGAAUCAAACAUCCAAUUUAACCACCAUUGCAGUUGACCCGUUGCUUGUUCGUUUCCUUCGUCCACAUCAGAGAGAAGGAGUUCAGUUCAUGUUUGAUUGUGUCUCUGGCCUGUGUAGCGCAGACAAUAUAGAUGGAUGCAUUUUGGCUGAUGAUAUGGGUUUGGGGAAGACAUUGCAGUCAAUUACAUUACUAUAUACUCUAAUUUGCCAAGGAUUUGAUGGGAAUCCACUGGUUAGAAAGGCUAUCAUUGUAACUCCUACCAGCCUUGUCAGCAAUUGGGAAGCUGAGAUCAAGAAGUGGAUUGGAGAAAGAGUUCGUCUUCUUGCUCUCUGUGAAACCACUAGAGAAGAUGUUCUCUCUGGGAUUGACAAGUUUACAAGGCCCCACAGCACUAUACAGGUGCUCAUUGUUUCGUAUGAGACAUUCCGAAUGCAUUCGUCAAAGUUUAGCUCUAGUGGCUCUUGUGACCUCCUUAUCUGUGAUGAGGCUCACAGACUAAAGAAUGAUCAGACGAUAACAAACAGGGCAUUGGCAGCUCUUCCAUGUAAACGUAGAAUUCUAUUGUCAGGAACUCCUUUGCAGAAUGACUUGGAGGAAUUCUUUGCAAUGGUUAAUUUUACUAAUCCUGGAAUACUGGGUGAUAUUGCCAAUUUUCGACGUUACUAUGAGGCUCCAAUCAUCAGUGGAAGAGAACCAAAUGCCACUACAGAAGAGAAGAAGCUAGGUGCUGAACGCUCUGCAGAAUUAAGUGCCAAAGUAAAUCGGUUCAUAUUAAGGAGGACUAAUGCAUUAUUAUCUAAUCACUUGCCACCAAAGAUAGUUGAAGUUGUUUGCUGCAAGUUGACUCCCUUACAGUCCGACCUUUACAAACAUUUUAUACAAUCCAAAAAUGUUAGACGUGCAAUUAAUGAAGAACAGAAGCAAUCCAAGAUCUUGGCCUACAUAACAGCUCUCAAAAAGCUAUGCAAUCAUCCAAAGUUGAUCUACGAUACCAUAAAGAGUGGGAGUCCCGGAAAUUCAGGUUUUGAAGACUGCCUUCGAUUCUUUCCUCCACAAAUGCUAUCUGGAAGGUCUGGCUCACGGACAGGAGAGCAUGGAGCUUGGGUCGAGCUAUCUGGGAAAAUGCAUGUCUUAGCAAGGUUACUUGCUCAUUUACGUCAGAGGACAACUGAUCGCAUUGUCUUGGUCUCAAACUACACUCAGACUCUCGAUCUUUUUGCGCAAUUGUGUCGGGAACAAGGGUACCCUUACCUGAGGCUUGAUGGUGCUACAUCAAUAAAAAAAAGGCAGAAGUUGGUCAACUUCUUUAAUGACCCAUCUAAGGACGAAUUUGUUUUUCUGUUAAGCAGCAAGGCUGGUGGUUGUGGACUCAAUUUGAUUGGUGGAAAUCGACUUGUGUUGUUUGAUCCUGACUGGAACCCAGCAAAUGAUAAACAAGCUGCAGCAAGAGUCUGGAGGGAUGGACAGAAGAAAAGAGUAUAUAUUUAUAGAUUUUUGAGUACUGGAACAAUAGAAGAAAAGGUCUACCAGCGUCAGAUGUCAAAAGAAGGGUUGCAAAAGGUCAUUCAGAAGGAGCAAACUGAUAGCCUUGCGGCACAGGGUAACUUCCUUUCAACAGAGGAUCUUCGCAAUUUGUUCACCUUUCAUGAGAAUGCCAAGUCGGAGAUUCAUGAAAAGAUGUGUUGCACUCGAUGUCAAACAGAUGAUGCACCUCAAACUACUGAAAAGAAAUAUGCAGCCCCUGAUUGUGAAUCUGAUGAAGAAACCACUGACAUAGGUGGAUUUGCAGAAAUUGCUGGCUGCUUAGAGAAGUUAAAAAGGUCAGAAAAGCAGGUGGGGACACCAUUGGAAGAAGAUUUAGGCAGUUGGGGCCAUCACUUUUCCUCGGCUUCUGUACCGGAUGCCAUCCUUCAGGCUUCAGCUGGUGAUGAGGUGACCUUUGUGUUCACAAAUCAAGUUAAUGGACGGCUGGUACCUAUUGAAUCUACAAGCAGUUCCGCACCGCGGCAAAAGGAAACUAAUAAGGAAUUACCCAAGUUAAAGCUUCGCUUCACACGAAAGCCCGCUAUUUUUUCUGAGGAUAAUAAUAAAUUGUCACUGCGGUCCGUUUCUGGUGUUGCUUGUGCAUCAUCUUCCUCUCCCAAUACCUUUAAAAAGGAAAAACUGCAUUCUAUUGGAAUUACCAAGGGCAUCUCAACGAAUGUAGCAGCAUUUAAGACCGAUUACUCCGUUGUAAAUAAAUCACCACCACAGAAAAGAUCACGUCCUGCAAAUGUCGAUACCCAAUAACGAUGAUAAAUAUGUUAUAAGCUCAGGUUUUUUC
Molecule: messenger RNA, 2812 nt
Organism: Arachis duranensis
Lineage: Eukaryota; Viridiplantae; Streptophyta; Magnoliopsida; Fabales; Fabaceae
Product: protein CHROMATIN REMODELING 25
Exons: 21
Coding region: 43-2778 (911 amino acids)
Biological process (GO): reciprocal meiotic recombination; double-strand break repair via synthesis-dependent strand annealing
Cellular component (GO): nucleus
Molecular function (GO): ATP binding; ATP-dependent chromatin remodeler activity; DNA translocase activity
Source: RefSeq, a predicted model, not a curated record